Molecule: messenger RNA, 4680 nt
Organism: Paramormyrops kingsleyae
Lineage: Eukaryota; Metazoa; Chordata; Actinopteri; Osteoglossiformes; Mormyridae
Gene: ralgps1
Product: Ral GEF with PH domain and SH3 binding motif 1
Biological process (GO): Ras protein signal transduction
Cellular component (GO): plasma membrane
Molecular function (GO): guanyl-nucleotide exchange factor activity
Source: RefSeq, a predicted model, not a curated record
GAUCCUUCUGUCAGGUCCGCGUUCGCACCGUGUUGGUCCUGCGCUCUGCUCGUUAUUAUAUGCUGCCAUGUUGCUGGCCGUGCAUGGAUGAUACGGCAUACAUUCCCUCCAUGAAGAAGUGAUAUAAAUGCGUGCAAGAGGCAAAUGCUUUUCUGGGUUCGUCAUACGCUGUCCGCGUGUUUCCGUCUAGCUGACCUUGCGUUUUAGGGCUUGAUCGUAGCGCUCCCAUUCACUGUGGACGGGAUCCAUUGGAGCGGUCAGACGCAACAGCCAAGGGACACAAUCCGAAAAAGCCCCGCAGCCCCGCCACCCCAGCCCUCGCCGGCGUAUCGCUUGUGGUUGAGGAUGAUGGCAGCAUUUCUACUGUGACUGGCUCGGCUAUGUAACACUGGAGAGAAGGCCGAAAUGGGCAUGGAUGAGAGGUCAUGCAUGUGCUGCAGCUGAGGCCACUGGCCAGCCUGCCCCCCCCUGCCUGGCCGGGAGCAUGUACAAGAGAAAUGGGCUCACGGCUGGUGUCACCGUCACUUCCCCCACUCCGGAGGGCAGCAGCAGCUCGGAGUCCCUGGACGGGCGGGGCGUGGACUCUGCCAAGAGUUAUGAUGCUGUCGUGUUUGACGUGCUGAAGGUGACACCUGAGGAGUUUGCCGUGAGUAGGGACCCGCCCACAGUGCCAUCCUACAUCCCAUAGUCUGGAAUUCCGCCAGAGUCAGAUUACGCUGAUGGAUGCCCCCGUGUUCAAAGCCAUCCAGCCAGAGGAGCUGGCCAGCUGCGGCUGGAACAAGAAGGAGAAGCACAGCCUGGCGCCCAACGUGGUGGCGUUCACGCGCCGCUUCAACCAGGUCAGCUUCUGGGUGGUGAGGGAGAUCCUGACUGCUCAGACCCUGAGGAUACGAGCCGAGAUCCUGAGUCACUUCGUUAAAAUAGCCAAGAAACUCCUGGAGCUGAACAACCUGCACUCGCUGGUGUCCGUGGUGUCGGCCCUGCAGAGCGCUCCCAUCUUCAGGCUCAGCAAGACCUGGGCGCUAAUCAGUCGAAAGGACAAGGCCACGCUGGACAAGCUGGACUACCUGACCUCCAAGGAGGAGAACUACACGCGCAUGCGGGAGUACAUCCGCUCUCUGAAGAUGGUUCCAUGCAUCCCCUACCUGGGGAUCUACCUCUUUGACAUGAUCUACAUAGACUCUGCCUACCCUGCCUCUGACAGCAUCAUAGAGACAGAGCAGAGGACCAAUCAGAUGAACAACCUCCUGCGGGUCUUCUCCGACCUGCAGAUGUCCUGCAGUUAUGAUCACCUGGGGACGCUGCCUCACGUACAGAAGUACCUGAUGUCCGUCCGCUACAUCGAGGAGCUCCAGAAGUUCGUGGAGGACGACAACUACAAGCUGUCCCUGAAGAUUGAACCUGGGAGCAGCUCUCCUCGCCUGGUGUCCUCAAAGGAAGACCUUGCAGGCCCGUCAGAGGUGGCGGCUUCAGUGAGGUUCAGCCGCCGUCCCACCUGCCCCGACACCUCGGUGGGGGCGCACAUUCCCACCCCACCCCCAUCUCGCCACAGGAAGAGCCACAGCCUGGGCAACAACAUGAUGUGCCAGUUCAGCGUGGUGGAAAGCAAAAGUGCCACCUUCCCCACGGAGAAGCCCAGGCACCUGCUGGAUGACAGCUUCCUGGAGUCCCAGAGCCCUGCCAGGAACCACACACAUCACUCUGUCUUCACCAAUGGCGUGUCUCUAGGUAGCAGUGAGAGUUCCUUCAGCGAGGACCUCUCCUCUGGGGUAGACAGGGGCCGCAUGUAUGCCACGCUGGGCCCCAACUGGAGGGUGCCGGUCCGGAACUCUCCACGGAGCCCCAGCUAUGUCUUCAGCCCGUCUGGUGCCAACUCUACGUACGAGUUCAGCACCAUGAGCAGCAUCACCAUAGAGGGGGCGUUGCGAAGGAAGACUCUGCUGAAAGAGGGCAGGAAGCCCACGCUAUCCUCCUGGACGCGCUACUGGAUCGCCCUGUCCGGCUCCACCCUCAUCUAUUUCGCGGCCAAAGCCCUGCGACCCACCGAGAGGAAACACUACAAGUCAACGCCCUGUAAAAAGACAACCAUCACUGGCUGGAUGCCAGUGCUGCCAGACAACCCAGACCAUCCCAACAUUUUCCAGCUGAACGACCCAGAUAAAGGGAACGUUUACAAGUUCCAGACGGGAUCGAGGUUUUCUGCAAUCAUCUGGCACAAGCACCUGGAAGAGGCCUGCAGGAGCAGCCGGCCACAGAUCCCCACCAACCUCAUGUCAUUUGAGUAGUCCUAUGCCAGAGGAGAUGCCUUGGAGAAAAGUGCCAAAUUCAUCCGUAUGGGAAACGCGACUUGACAAGCACAGCUGGAGCCUCCAUGGGGUGUAAAUCAACACCGGCACAGUUUGGCACAGACUGCCGUCGCAGUUCUGUGAGGUAGUGCACCGGAAAGCUCCAGCGUGGCAUGAACUUUUGGCAUCUGGAUCUGCAACGAGCAGCAGGGACAACUCCGGAGCAGAGAGCUGAGACUGAUGGGCACUGAAGGCAAUCUGCUGCGGAGGAUGGGGCUGGGGUACGGAUACGGAAACCCGAUUCCACAGAAGGCGGAACUGUCCCGGCAACUACGCACAGAGAAUGCUUCUCAUUGUAGAUUUUCUUUUUCUCCGUUUGUCUUUAGUUAGGAUGCUUAUUCACAGCGGAAGCGAGAAGCCAACCCAUGUUGGGUUUAACAGACGGAUGAGUGGAAUGUACAGAGAAAUAUACAAAACAGUGUUAGAAGAGCAGAGUGCUGCUGAGGUACAUGAAGGAUGUAGACUCUCCGGGGACCUGCCAGGGCCACAGGGCCCGCGGCCCCUCUACUCUACUCUCCUCAUAGUGCUGGCAGCCAGCAUGCUUUGGAACCCUAAGAUGAAGUAAAUUUACCACUCUCCAACACGUGCAGCACACGUGUGAUACGCGACAUACCAAGCAGUCCUGCUGGCUGUAGAUGUGUAAAUAAAUAAAAACGACAGUCUCCAAAACCCACAUGCCAUUUUUUUUCAUUCAAUUUGUAUUGUUUUCUGUUUUUUUGUUGAAGCACAUUCAUAUUCAGCAUUGUAUGGUUAAAUUAGACCUAAUAUUGAGUUGCGAUGCCAUUUCACCUAUUCAGACAUGAGAAGUGGUCCUAGGAUUUAAUUUAUUUAAAUGUUUGCUGUAUACUUCCAUGCAGUAUAAAUAUGGCAUUAGAAAGUUAGCAUAAUUCAGUGUUCAGUAUGAAAGGUAUGCUACAUCAUACGCAACCUCUGAGAGGCCUGUCCGCACCUCGAAAAAUGAAUUUGAACGAGGGCAUCACAGGAUCUUUAUUUAUUUAUUAUUUAUAAAUUGAAAUGAGUCACUUGGGUAAUGUGACCCCUUCAAAAGGAUACUUCCCACUAAGCAAUGAAUUCAUCAAUUAAAAACCUGUGUUUACUACUUAGCAUCUAAUAUGACCAGUUGUACUGGUUUUGUGGGGGGAGGGACUAUAACGGUCAAUAUGUUAUUGUUGUUUUUUGUUUGUGUUUUUUUUCCUGAAAACCACAAAAUGCUGUGGGCAUAAUUUCCUGUGUUGACGUCUGUACAGCAUUUGUGACGUUAGAUUAUUCUGUCCAAUGAAGAAGGAAACUGAAUUCCUUCUGUUGUACAUUUUACCUUGGAUUUAAUUUAAAAACAUCUUUAGUAACGCUUGUAAGACAGACGCAUUUUAGCAUAUCAGUGAGUGACAUAAAAUCAUUGUUAAAUUAGUUUUAUGUUCAGUGCCACAGAUGGACAGAAUGUCAUUGAAUUUCUAAAUCCAUAAUCAGCAUGUCAAGAAAACAAUUAAAUCAGUCAUUUUACUAAAUAACAGCUGCCCCCUUCCUUCCAUCAUCGUGAGGCGUAAACAGUAGAUGCAGGCUUUAUGUAUUUUUCUGGACUUGGGUUUGUGUCCGGAAUGCCCUGCCUCACUCUACUACAGCCUUGACAGCAUGACAGAACACAGCCCAUCAUUCAGCUCGAUCGAUCUCAGGGCAGAAUGAGGGCAUAUUACCCGGCCGGUACAGUGCCAUGUCAUGCCACACCGCUAUCAAUCUCUACUUGUUCACAAAAAGAUUUAAAAAAAAAAAAACUACUACAAAUCACGAGUUUACAGUUUACAAAAAACAGUAGCAAUACCCAUAGCAUUAGACGUACAAAUGAACUAAGGUAAAAUUAGUAAAAUUAUUGGAAAAGGCCUUGUGUGUCUUAAAGAUAAAAAUCCUACAACGGUGAGGUGUUUAAAAGUCUAAUGAAUCUGAACAAUGAAGAUGAAUGGGUAUUACCUGGAAGCAGUUAUUUUGUACAUAGAAAUGGACAUUGCAAUGUUUAGCUAUAGAGUGCCAAAACGCAUGGUUUAUCCCGUCUUGUACACAGAAGAAUAUGAACUGGGCUUAAUUAAACUGACUUUUUUAAAAUGUGGUUUUGUUUGCAAAGGAGAGUCUGCUUCAGGAAGACGCUGCAUGUUCGUGUUAAAAGGAAAUGCUUUUCUCUGCUAUCUGUAUUUUUUUCUGCUACCUACUAUCAGUUCUACUGACCAUGUGAAUAUUUUGCUAACUUAUUUGUUACCUUUGACCUUGUGAUAAGUUGCUGUAUUUUUUUCAGCUUGUAACGGUGACAGUUUCUCAGAUUAAAAAAAAAAAAUCUUUCUGUAAAUGA